CCAUGUAUAUAGUCUCCCCUGCAACAGUAAUGAGCUAUUGCAGCUAUUCUUCAGUUUAAGCCUAGAUUUAGGUGAAACAGACACCAGUCUUCAGGCAGCCCCCAAACAGAACACUGCAUUAAGGUUUUUGUGAUCAGUCUGGUUUGCUGGAGGCAGCUGGGAACAGAGCUGAUACCCAUUAUAGAUCAAGACUUCACUGUUCAAGUCAGGGGAGAGAGUGCAGCUGGGGCGUGACCAUCCUGGUGUUUAUCAAUUGUGAAGACAGAAGGGAAAAAUCAGAACCUGCUUAGUCAGAGAAAUGGCAAUGGAUCCCAAAAAUCAGAAGAAAGUGAAGCUUAAUGAUGGCCACUUCAUUCCUGUUCUGGGAUUCGGCACUUUCGCACCUCCAGAGGUUCCUAAGAGUGAAGCUCUGGAGGUCACCAAAUUUGCUAUAGAGGUUGGAUUUCGCCAUAUUGACUGUGCUCAUUUGUACCAAAAUGAAGAGCAGGUUGGCCAAGCCAUUCGAAGCAAGAUUGAAGAUGGCACUGUGAAGAGAGAAGACAUAUUCUACACUUCAAAGGUUUGGUCCACUUUCCUUCGACCAGAGUUGGUCCGACCAGCCUUGGAAAAGUCACUGAAAGAUCUUCAACUGGAAUAUGUCGAUCUCUAUAUUAUUCAUCAGCCAGUGGCUCUGGUGCCAGGUGAGGCACUUUUCCCAACAGAUGAAAAUGGAAAAAUGAUAUAUGACUCAGUGGAUCUCUGUUGCACAUGGGAGGCCCUGGAGAAGUGUAAGGACGCAGGGCUGGCCAAGUCCAUCGGGGUGUCCAACUUCAACCACAAGCAGCUGGAGAAGAUCCUGAACAAGCCAGGGCUCAAGUACAAGCCCGUCUGCAACCAGGUGGAAUGUCACCCUUAUCUCAAUCAGAGCAAGCUGCUGGAGUUCUGCAAGUCACAUGAUAUUGUCCUUGUUGCCUAUGGUGCUCUGGGAUCCCAGCGAUCAUUACAAUGGUUGGAUCCAAACGUCCCCUUUCUCUUGGAGGACCCGGUUCUCUCUGCCAUUGCCAAAAAGCACAAGCAAACUCCAGCUCUGGUUGCCCUUCGCUACCAGAUGCAACGUGGGGUUGUGGUUCUGGCCAAGAGUUACAACAAGAAGCGGAUCAAAGAGAAUAUGCAGGUGUUUGGUUUUGAACUGACUCCAGAAGACAUGGAAGCAAUUGAUGGCAUCAACAGAAAUAUAAGAUAUUAUGAAUAUCUAAUGUGGGUUGAUCACCCUGAGUAUCCAUUUUCUGAAGAAUAUUGACUGUGAACUGCCCACUAUCCAUUCUACCAGAACUUUUUCUCUAGGGUUCUGAAGAGCAUUUCUGUACUUGGUGGAGGUGUUUAAAAGAAGUUUCUGACUUUUGAAAGCUGAUUUAUCUUUAAAAAAGUUUUUAUGAAAUAAUAAAGAUUUCAAAUAUAGAUACUAGUUUUCCUGGUAACAAAAUAAUUUGGAAAAUAAAAAAGAAAGGAUGAAAAAUAAAAAUAACCUCUGAUUAACCCAUU
Messenger RNA from Cervus elaphus (red deer), 1521 nucleotides. RefSeq names its product dihydrodiol dehydrogenase 3-like. Gene Ontology annotation, biological process: progesterone metabolic process; prostaglandin metabolic process; doxorubicin metabolic process. Lineage: Eukaryota; Metazoa; Chordata; Mammalia; Artiodactyla; Cervidae. The record is from RefSeq and is a predicted model, not a curated record. Gene Ontology annotation, cellular component: cytosol. The transcript is spliced from 10 exons. Gene Ontology annotation, molecular function: aldose reductase (NADPH) activity; ketosteroid monooxygenase activity; androsterone dehydrogenase [NAD(P)+] activity. The coding region runs from base 299 to 1279 and encodes 326 amino acids.